Ctenocephalides felis (cat flea) is the source of this 2301-nucleotide messenger RNA. RefSeq lists its product as uncharacterized. The transcript has 18 exons. Gene Ontology annotation, molecular function: protein serine/threonine phosphatase activity; calcium ion binding. Gene Ontology annotation, cellular component: cytoplasm; nucleus. Lineage: Eukaryota; Metazoa; Arthropoda; Insecta; Siphonaptera; Pulicidae. Bases 1 to 2301 code for a protein of 766 amino acids. The record is from RefSeq and is a predicted model, not a curated record.
AUGUGGUCUGAAGCAAGUAAUGUAUCAUUUCAAUCUCCUGCCGAUUUAUGUGAUGUCAUAUCAGUUUUGGUACAUUGUCCGGAGGAUUCGACAGUUUUGUUGUCUUCUGAAUUGGCGAAUGAACUUUGGUUCCCUUCGGCCAAAGUCACUGAAGGGACUUGGAAAAAUGCGGUUUAUAAAUUAUUGAAAAAUUUUAAGGGUAAGCUUCGGUUCAGCCCUUACAACGAAUUGGAACGUUUUAUGGUGCAAGAAGUGUUGCGUUCCCCUGAAAUUUUACGCCUGAUAGCUAUGGCAAAGGAUCAACAGACGAGGGCCAGAUUGAGGCCGCAUCCUGAUGGUUCAGAAAUGUUACUAAAUACGGAUUUGAUCAAUGAAACAAAUAUUUUGUUGGAAUUAGGAGAACAUCAUUUGUAUGUGAACAGUGGUCCACAUUUGGAGCUGAUAAAGUCGGCUGGCUAUACACCUGCAGAUCAGCAAAUGAUCUAUACAGAAUUCAUAUGCCAGUGUUUUCCCUGUUUGUACAUGAACCAGGCGACGUUUACAAGAUUUCUUACGGCUUGCGGAUGGGACCGAACUAUGGCCAUGAGGAUGUUCAGAUCUGCAGAUGUAUUUAUGAGAGGGACCCUUUCCUACAAGGACUUUUUGUUCGCCUUGGCCGCCACCGAUCCCGGAACUCAACACGGUGGAGCUCCUGCCGAAUUGAGAUGUCGAUAUAUAUUUAGAUUUUUCGACAAGAAAGGUUCCCAAACAUUGGAAGCUGCAGAUUUGCGAGAAAUGGUGGAACAUAUGAGAAAAAUUAAAAAAUUUCCCGUGGAUACUAUAAGUGUUAACAGGGAAUGGGAAUGGCACGCCAAGAAUAUGGGAGUAACUAAAGACGUUUCCCUAAAUUUACCGCAAUUUUUACAAGCCGUUGGCGAACUCAAAUUUAGAGGGACUUCUGUGCUUCUACGAUGUCCUAAGGGCUACAUCGCUGCUUUGAAGGAAAUAAACAAGGAACGUGAAAAUGCAGCUGCUGGUACUCUUUCUCAAUUGAUGUCUGCGCCUUCGAAAAUGAUAAAGCCAAUUAUGUCGCCAAGAACCGAGCCUUCAUCCUUAUUUCGACGUUUAUCAUCGAUAAUCCCAUAUCCCUUUGGUGGGACAACUUUCGAAAUAGCAGGACAUUGUAUGAAAUUGAAAAAAGGAGGCACUUUGGUAGAAUCCGAAAAACUAAUGGAUCUAACAGUUUGUGUGACACCAUCAUCAAUAAUACCUUUGCAAAAUGCAAAACCAUCACUUUCUACAGAAGCUUUUAAUCAGAAAUCGCCUGCGAACGAACUUAUUGCAGGUUUAAGAUACUUUAUUACCCAUUUUAAGACAGACACAGUGAUUGGAUCGAAAGGAUCUGCCAAGUCUGCAUACAGUUGGGGACAAGUGGAUUCAAUGGGUUUCGCAAAUUGUCUGAUGAAAGUCUGCGAAUUGGUCAAAGAUUGUUUUAUGGAGGAACCACGAAUGUUAGCCUUGGCAUCACCUUGUCAUAUUAUGGGUGAUUUGCAUGGAAAUUUACCGGAUCUUUUAGGCUUCGAACGUGUUUUGUGGAAUUUAGGGCCUGCAUUAAGUCCGAGUACGCUCCUGUUUUUAGGAGACUAUGUUGAUAGAGGCCCUCAUGGGGUUGAGGUGGUUGCUUAUCUGUUUGCAUAUAAAUUGCAAAAUCCGGCAAAAAUCAAAUUAUUGAGAGGAAACCACGAAGUAAGAGAUGUACAGAAAAUGUUCACAUUUUAUACAGAAUGUGUACAAAAGUUUGGCGACACAUUGGGAAAAGAUUUAUGGAAUGCUAUAAAUAACGUUUUUGAUGCAAUGCCUAUAGCAGCUGUUAUAGACAGUAAGAUUUUCUGUGUCCACGGAGGAAUUCCGCCCCCUUGGUUGUGCCCUGUAAUUGCGACCAUCAAUGAUAUACCAAUCCCCUUGACCAACCCUGAUGAACAAAGUCAAUUGGCCUGGGAACUUAUGUGGAACGACCCUAUCAAGACCAGAGGAGCAGACGCUUUUGCCGAUACGACUAACAGUGAUGGCUUUGCCAAUAACACCAGAAGAGGCACCGCCCAUGUCUUUAACCAGGCAGCUCUGGACAGAUUUUUAUCUGUCAACAGUUUGUCUCAUGUCGUCCGAGCCCACGAGAUGCAAAAGACAGGAUUUUAUAUACAAUAUUCUGGUCACCUGAUAACAGUUUUUACAUCAUCCCAUUAUUGUGGAGGCGACAAUGAGGCAGCUUGUCUUUUUGUCAAUAAUAACAGGAUUAGAGUAAUAAGAGUCGACACUGAAUAG